UAAGGUUUAAGUCAGUUGCAUGUGUAGGCUCAACAAACCAAGGGAAUCACCUUGAGUCAAUAUUAAUAAGCACUAAUUAGAGUAAGUGUAACGUAAAAAGGAGAAUUCCAAACACAAAUACUAUAGUAAGAGCAAAGUAUACAUCUAGAAAUUCGACUUUUAAUUGUUUCCAAUUAAUGCACAUAUAUUUUCUUAAAUUUGCUGUAACUACAGGUGUCCGAGACCCACUGAGGCAGCUGUUUCUACUUGCCAUGACGGUAACAAAGUCCUGUCUGAAGGAGAAGCGGGGAGUGGUGACAUGGGGUGACUGUGCUGUGCGCCUCCUUGUACAAGUACAGCUGAAGCAGGAACUGGAGUUAAGAGAACUUGUAAUGGGAAUGGCUCAUGAACUGGAGAAUAAACCACAAAGUAGCCAUUGCAGUCCAACUUGUUUAGAGGGGCAAGAUGCUGUUACAGAUCUCAUAAAAUCACUGCAGCCUCUCACAGAAAAAGAACAGCUCACACUGAAACAGCUUAGCACGGAGAUGGUACCUUUUUUAGAAGAGGAUGAUUUUAAUCAAGAAAAGGAUACAACCAAGAAAGAAAUAAGGCUGGGGGAGUGCCAUGGAAAGGAAAACCCUGAAGUCAUCACAGAGGAUCCACAUGACAGAAACCAAACAAUUCAAGACAAAAACUUUCUAUAUGAAAAUAUGAAAGGCCAGGGAGAGGAGGACAGACAAUAUGAGUUAGGAGACCCAAAGAUACAUAAAGAAAUUUCCGGUUUUGGAGAAUCCACAUCAAACCAAGUUGAACUGGCCAAUAGAGAGAACUCUCACAAACAGAUAGAGGAGGCUCAUGCUGAUGGAGAUCUCCACUAUUAUGGUCACACACAUGCAGACAAGUAUUCCUCAACACAGAGAGAAAAUGACAAGCAAAUAAAUAUUGUUCUUUUGGAAGAGGUAAUAAAAAGAGACAGUGACAUCCAAGAGGAGGACCUCAAAGAAAAGGAUGUUGUUUUCAUUGGGAAAGCAGAGGAAGUUGAUCAAGCAAACCUUUCUAGUGAAAGGGAACAUGCUAGGAGUGACAGAGACAAGCUAACACAGACUGAGGAACAAACAGUGGCAGAGCACACCGUACAGGAAGCUGAAAACCUCAAUAUGGCGCAUGUAAAUGUUGAUGAGAGACCAGGUGAAAUUAAUAAAAGUAUUUGUGAUCAGGGGUCCCCAGAUGAUUUGACUGCAUCUGUAAUGGAAGCCACAGAGAACCUGAUAGCAAGUCUAUUGUCUUUAAAAGCAAAAGUGGAACAGGCAUAUAUUACAAGAGGUACCAAAGGAGAUGUACCUCCCAGGACCGGAGAGAGAUGCACUAAACUACCUAAAGCCACUGCUGCUGACAGCACCGACCAUCAGAGAACAGAGAUUUUUUCCAGUGAUUCAGGGUUUCUGGAUAAAUGUGUUGCAGUCAAAAAAGAAGGAAUAUCCGGAGAAGAUGCAGGUGACUGCCCAACACAAGCUGAUCUUACAAAAGAAGAGGAAAAACAGAGAAUCAAUGUAACAAACACAAGUUCUGAUGCAAUAAAAUCGAACAAGGAAGAAGAAACCCUGACUCAAUAUAGAAAGGAAGACACAGCUGAUACAGACCAAGUGAAAACAAGGAAAGCAGAUCUUUGUGAAAAAGGAGAUAUGUGUGAUGAUAAUACCAAAAAAAGUGAAAAGGAAAAAGCCCAGCCUUGUGAUAAAUGCACUGUAAUGGGGUCCUGUGAGAAUACAGAAGAAGGCAUCAGUGUAGUUAAAGCGACACAUGAUAAAGAUCUCCCCAUUACACAGACCCCUUCGGAUCAACUGGCUGCCAUAGUCAUGGAAGCUGCUGAGAGUCUCAUCGGAAAUCUGAUGUCUCUGAAAGAUGAAGUCAGUAGAGCUUCCAAAUCAGUAGAAGUCAAGGAGCCAGAGGUUGGCAAAAAUGACAUGCACCUAGAGAGAACCCAGUAUGAACAUGACUCUACUUGUUUGGAUAUGAUAGACACCACAACUCCAUCUGCACCAGAAAAGGCUACAGGAGGAACAGAGAAGGACAAUAAAGAUGAUCAAAGCUUGCAAAAUACAGGUAAUCAAAGUUCUGGAGAACUGGAUGGACUUGAAGCUGACCAGCAUAGCACAGAGCAGAUUACUAGAGAGGUCUCAUGGGAAUUGCAUCCUGACUGUUCCAAGGGAUGCAGCCAUGCAAGACUGUGGGAGUCAGACCAAAGCACUGUGGAUAAUUUUACUAAAGAAUUAUCCCCAGAGCUAGUAUGUGAUGGAUUGCAGACCAAUGAGAUGGAACACAUUCAUGCACAGAAACGGGAGGAAUAUGAGAGCUGUCACUUAAUAAAGAAGGAACAAACAACUUACGAUCUUUCUAUGGAAGUAGGUAAAAGUAUGGAUGACCAUAAGCAAGGUCUCACUACCAUUCAAGGUAGUAAAGAAUCUGAGGGAGCAGGCUGUUUGACACUUACGAAAUAUGAGGAGACCAAUGCUACACAAAUGUUGGAGAGCCUCUCAGAGGAAAGGGCCGUUGAUCAGGGACCUGCUGAUACACUUGCCAUGUCUUUUUUGGAAGCAGCUGAAAAUCUCAUUGGGGGGCUCAUUCCUGGUCAGGAGGAAAUUGGUCUUUCUUCUGUAAGGAGAGUAGUUGUCAUUGUCACAGACAGAGCUGUGGUUGAUGAGGAUUUCUUGUUAAGCCAGGAGAUGUCAGAAGAGAGUGGGACAGCAAGCACCCAGGAAGUCUCUUCUGGUGGGGAAUCCCAGGCCCCCUUUCUGCGCAAAGAGGAUAGUGAAAAAACCGACACCGGCCAUAUCCCAGCGAACAGUGAGGUGGAGAAUCCAUGGGAGUUACACACAGACUGUGUAUUGAGUGGAAAUCACUCUCACAUUUGGAACGAGGGACAUUCAGUGGAACCUUGUGAAGGAGAACCAGAGGAAGGAGGACAGAAUGUAGAUGGAGUGGAAAUACAGAACUGUGACCCUGGAAACUGCACUAGUACAGUACAACCAACAACUUUAGCAUCACAGCACAGAGAUGGAGCUGAGUGUGCAGAAGAAUAUUCAGAUCCAAAUUCACAUAAUAAAGGCAAAACUGUAAGAGACAGACAAAACAAUGAUGAAAAACGGGUGCAAAAUGACAAUUCAGGAAUAGUUACUGAAAAGGUAGCACUUUCUGCACACAAAUCAGAUAUGACAGAAAGAAGAAACACGCUGGUUCAGAAAACAGAUGAAAGUAGUCACAAUGCACCUCCAAUACCAGUAAAGCAGAAGAACACAGAUGAGAGAAGCCCUCAACACACACAAACAAACCAAUAUGGAAGAGUAGGCUGCAAAGCUGAAGGAGACGGAGAAGAGGAAGAUUAUGCACAACAUGAGGCAAAACAAGGAGACAGAGUGUCAAAAGAAAUAAAAAGUGACAAGGCCAAACAUGAAACUUUCAAGGCUUUAGUAUCACAAGAACGCAGACAACGCUCUAUGCCAGAAGACCAAAUGAAUACUUGGAGUGAGCAAGAACCAACAUUUAGAAAACACCUAAAAAAAGGAAGAUCUUGGGACGAUACAGUGGAGAGGCUUGAAAAUGUGUUAAUUGAUGAUGGACAGCAACAACUUAAAAUAGAUAUGCCUAACAAAGAAAAGGGGCACAUAUUAAAGGAGGAAGAAGUUUAUUCUGUCAUGUUAGAGGAGAAAAAUCUGACUAAAGGAAGUAAGGAAGACAAUACAACUAUAACUGAUAAGGAAUGGAGCCGCCAUGUACUAAAAGAUGAAGAUCAGCCUGCACAGUGCAGUGAUUUACCUGUAACUCAUAUAGAAGGAAACCAAUAUGAAUUGGAUGAUGUGGGUAAAGAGUCUGCUGAUAUAGAGAAGGACAACCCACAGCCGGCUAACAUCAGCAGAGAGCAUAUGGAGUCACCUGAUGAUCUGGCUACAGCUGUUCUAGAAGCCACUGAGAGCCUAAUAGGAGGGCUUCUUUCUCUUAAGGACAAGGUGGGCAGGGCAUCUAAGAGGCAAAAGAGGAAAGAAACUUCCAAUAAAGAUGACCAGCCAGAAACCAAACAGCAGAGCUGUCAAGAAUUAGCGGCAUUCUAUGCUUUCUCGUCCUCAUUUGAACAAUGCAAAGCUGCCCUCUCAGUAAGUUCAGCUUUUCAGAGUGAAGCAAGUUUCCACAACAACUUGAAAGUACCGCCAGGCCAAACAGCGCAAAAGGUAACAGAAAAUUCUGAAGAAUGUAAGAGACUCACGAACAGGUGGAAAUCUGUGACUGAAAAACAUCUAAGAAAGUUGUAUAUGCUGAAGGCCCUUUCUUCUGAAACAAUGCACAUGCAAAUGGAAGAGAUUCCAGCCAGUGAAGUACUAUCUAACAGGAAAGGACAGAUGGGAGAUGCAGUACAGAGAGGGUUGGACCACUGUCUCUCAGAGGAGGGACCAGAGAAUCAUGCUGGAAAUACCACAGCAGAAAAAAAAGAUAAUGAAUCGGAAAGAAUAGAAUAUAACCAAUACCUUGAUGAUCGUGUGCAGGGUGCCUUAAACAGAGACGAUACAAUGGCAGAUGGACCAAAGAUAGGUUUAAAUGGAGAUAUUUUAAAGCAAAGACAGGAAAAAUAUGAGUCUAUUUUUGAGUUGAAAGAUGUCCCAAGUAAAGACAAGAAGCCUGGUAUUUAUGGGGAUGAAUUCAAAGAAAUAAAAGAAACUCAUGAAGAAAUUCCUGAAAAUGCAGAGGUUGCCAGUGAGAUGGUUGUGGAACAUCGAGAUACAGAAUCCCUCACAAGUCUCAACAGCUUUCCAAACAAAUCUAGAGAGCUGCUCUGGGAGACUCAACCCUCAUGUAGUGUGAGUGUCAGUCAUUCACAUGUUUGGGCCAAGGAAGCUAAUGGACAUCCCCAGAACAAAUGGAAAUCUAUUGUGGUGAAUAAAAUAAAGGAAAAGGUAUUAUCUGAAUAUAAUUUUAGAGAGACUCAUAAGAUCAUUGCCUGCGAAGAUGAAAUUAUAUGGGAUAAAAAUGCUGAUAAGGAUGGUAUAAACCAGAACAAGGAGGUGGAGAAAGUAAGAGGAGAAAGUAAUCUUGGGGAACUAAAUGCUUGCACUGUGAAGAAAGCAAAAAUGGAGAUUGAAAAUCUGGAGAGGGAAAAAAGUGAUAAAAGCAUGUCCAAUACUCAAAGAGACAAUGCUGAAGAUAGAAGUCCUUGCAGUGGAAGAACAGAAAAUCUUCCGGCAGAGAAAUCAGAUAAAGAACACAGUAAGGAAAGUUCAUUCACAGGAAUCAUAGAAGAAGAAUGGAUUACGUCAGAUAAAAGGGACACAAAUCAUGAAAAACUGCAAGGAAGUGAGCGCAAUUUAUCAGGGUGCAGUGAUCCUCCUACAUUCAGUAAACACUAUAUGGCGGUUAGAGAAAACAGACAAGAAGACUGGCAGAAUGCAGAUGAGCAUAACAGAAAAGGAUGUCCAGGGAAAGAGGAAAUGAAAGAAAUCCAUGAAAAGGACAGUAGGUCAGACAAACAAACUUCUCAUGACCAGCUGUCGGAGACAUUAUCAACAUAUAUCCCUGAUGGUGCCAGAGAGACGGUGGGGGAAAUACAAAAGGAUUCUUCUGUUAUCUCACAGGGGCAGAGUUCAUGGCAGAAGAUCUGGCAGGCAACUAGUCAAAAAUUGGCUAUAGCUGCAAUUGGUGCUCAGUUUCCUGAUAGUUUCUUAAACCAGAUAACACAUAUACCAGCAAAUGGAACCCUAAUGAGGAACGAGGCUCACCUGUCCCACCCUCUUCAUACACACGAGCAGCCAAGUAAGUUUUUUGGAAGAGCUGAACCACAAGACAAAGCAAUCUUGCGUUCUUUUGAGAGAAAUGGUCAGCAGCAAGAUGCAAUGGGCAGAUUUACUAAUCGGGCAUGCUCCUUGCCAACCAGUCAGUCUGUCCUUCAGCGGGAGAAGGUGUUUAUCCAUUUGUCUGUGAGGGAGCAAGAGACCAUGAAGAGACUGACAGAUCUACAAAGGGAGGCAGAGAUAAAAUGUGCAAGUGAUAGAAGAAGGCAGAUGCUAAGAUUUCAAGAAAGGCUCUCCAUUGCUCGUAACAGAAAAUCCGAGGAGGAUCUUCUGGCAACCUCUCAGAGAGGAUCUCCCCAACAAUCUCCAGAACCACUAUCACAGGGCGAUGCAGAGCAGCAGAAGACUGCAGUAAAAGAGCAUCUACAGAGAAUGAAAAGAGAGCGCACAUACAUUAUGCAGACCAAGAGAGACAGGAACACAACCAGCUUCAGAGAGCUGCUGGAUCCAGUGCUGACAAAGAAUGAGAGAGAUGAUAAGAGCAUGGGCCUGAAAGGAGCAGAAGGCUUGUGAGGGAUGAAAGAGAAGAGUGUGGGUGUGGAAUGCUUGUGACUUAAUGAUGGGGAAGGUUUUAUCUUGAUGUGUCUAAAGCAGCUGUGGGGUAAGUAGGAAAGGGACAAUAAAAGUAUGGAUCACCAGAAACAACUUUAUUAUUAAUAUGGAUUAACAAUCAACUUUUAGUUAGUUCUUUUACUGGUUUAAUGUCUUUCAAAUCCAUUUACGUACAAAUACUGUACUAUGCUAAAAAAAAAAAAAAAAUCCUUCUUGCAUGGAAAGAUACCAGACCCUCAACGUUGGAAAAAGACCAUUAAAGGGGUGGCUCACCUUCAAACAAUUAGUAGUUUUCAGAUAGAUCACCAGAAAGAACGACUUUUUCCAAUUACUUUAUAUUUUCUAUG
Xenopus laevis (African clawed frog) is the source of this 6712-nucleotide messenger RNA. RefSeq lists its product as uncharacterized. The transcript is spliced from 23 exons. The record is from RefSeq and is a predicted model, not a curated record. Bases 177 to 6326 code for a protein of 2049 amino acids. Lineage: Eukaryota; Metazoa; Chordata; Amphibia; Anura; Pipidae.